AUGCAUACCUCAACUAUUUUCGACCAAACCGAUCGCUCCGGCCCUCUCGUUUACUUCAACGGCGCCGGCCCCGGUGAAUACUUAAGUGACUCAGAUAGCUAUAAUGAUAAUGAUAAUGAUUCUGAUUGCGGAUCAGAUGAUUAUAAUAACUACGAGUCUAAUUAUGAGUCCGAUAAUGAAGAAGCUUUCUGCGCUUCAUCCAGCACUACCGAAGCUGUGAAAGAACGAAAGGUUAAUGUGACAUAUACUUUGAGGCAAGAAAACUUCAAUGAUAAAUUUUCCCCUAAGGAUUUGCUAAAUGCCAUUCGGGGAAUUCUCUCAUCACCACCUAGAGAUAUGUCGAAUGACAAAGGGUCAUUGGAUUGCCUCCCAAUCUAUUCAUUCUUAUUUCCGAAUGAAAAAGGCUCUAGCUUGUAUAAUGCCUAUGACCGAAGUGAGGUGGAAGAUAAAUUAGUUAUCAAAAUCGACCAAGAUGUUAUCAAAAUCGACCAAGAUGGUGAUCAUGCCCCCAAAUUUUCUGUUGCCGACAACAUUUCUGAAGUAUAUGGCUUACCUGGGAUUCAUGAAUGUAUUAAUGGUCAGAAACCUUUAAGAGCCGUGAUUGACAUAGAUGCUUCGCAAAAAGAUAUGGAAACAACUGGUGUAAAGGCGCAAGAAGUAUUCUUUCGAAUCUGCCUAUCUUUCAUAAGAGCCUUGUAUCGAAUUCUUGAUUGUGGCUGGGAGGACAUUCUCAAUGGAUUAGUAAUCGCUACAUCAUCGGAUCCUAGCAAGUGUAGCUAUCAUAUUUUAUAUGCUCCAGCUCUUCUUAUUGAUCAUUGCGAACUCAAGGCAUUUACCGAAUUAGUAUAUACCAUAACCGGUGAAAAAUUCGGCAAAUAUAUUGAUAGAAUAUUGCCUGGUCAAAAUUUUAACCUCCGCCUAAUUGGUUCGGCAAAAAAAGGUCUUGUAAAGCGUAUUCUUCAAUUCUCUCUAGAUAAUGGCUGGAAUGAACUUGAUCACGCUAGGGUUCAACCACCUACUAGUUUAGGACUUGAAGUAAGACCUCGUAUGCUUAGCACAGAAAAAAAUAAUAAUCCGCUAAGACUAUUCGUAAGUUUGGAUAUAUUGCAAAAAUAUGCAGAACUAGUUUUACAAAAACAUUCUAGCUAUCUUAGGGAUUGGAUUAUCAAAGAAAAGGACUCAGAAAACUUCAUAUAUUUUAACCGAAAAGCUCCACUAGGAUGUCCACUCUGCAAACGUAUACAUGACAAGGAUCAGCGGUGGUUCAGCCGUGUAUGCGCUAGUAGUGGAAGGUUCAUCGUAAAAUGCUUUCGGCAAAAUAGUGAUGAGCGAGGGGUAGUUUUUGAAUGUGACCCAUCUAUUGCAGAAAAAAUUCAGCAAGAAAAUAAAAAAUCUCUGCAACCCUCUCACAAAGUCAAGAUUCCGGGCUUUCCUAAAGCCUUCGUUAAUUUCCCAUCUUGGGCCAAGUAUAAUGAGUCCCUUUCAGCAACAGAAACAUAUGAGGAGAGAUAUGUAAGACCAUUACCCAAUGAAGGCGAUAUCUAUGUUGGAUCACCUUGGGAGACAGGAAAAACAUAUGUUCUAGAGCAUCUUACUAUAUCCGAUGACGUGAAUUUGCUAGUAUUAUCUACGCGCCACUCUUACUCGAAUGCUGUUACUACAAGACUCAAUCUCAAAUCAUAUUGUGAUAUUGAUGGUAAUAUAAAUCUACCUGAUCAUAAGAGGGUAGUAUGCCAGAUAGAAAGCUUACAUCGGAUUACUAAUAAUUGUAAAUGUAAUAAAAAAUGCAAAUGUCUUCCAAUCCAAUAUGACUUGUGGCUUGAUGAAAUAGUGUCUAUAAUCGCUCAAGCACAAAGUCAUCUGGCGGGUCAAUCGAUAGAAAAGUUAUAUAAAUUGAUCCAAGAGGCUAGGCGCAUUAUUGUAAUGGAUAAUGACCUAACUGACCUCAACAUUGAAUGGAUUAAGGCCCUUCGUAAGGGCAUACCUCUCUCUAUUAUCCACAAUACUUAUCAGCCUCAGAAAGGUAAGACAUUCCGUCUAGCCCCUAAUAAAGAAACAGUAUUAACUGAACUUUGGGACUGGGCCAAGAAUACGUCUUCAUUACCUUUUGAGAAUAGAACAAGUGCGUCACUUAUUUGCCAUCUUAGAAAAGACAUGCAAGGAAUUGUUCGCUCCCUUGAGACUGAUUUUCCAGAAUUACGGAUCAAGGAAUACCACGGCAAGUCUGAUCCAGUGGAAAAGGCUCAUGACUUCAGCAACGUAGAAGAAUCAUGGAAAGACGUAGACCUAGUUGCCUAUACUAGCACUUUAAAAAUAGGAGUAUCCUGCACUAAUCCUAAGUUUGAGCGAGCAUUCUGUCUUUUUAAUAGUUACAUAGAAACAAAUUCUGGAACGAAUCAGAUGUUAUUCCGCAUGCGGUGCAUUAAAGAUUAUAUAUGCCAUAUUGAGCAGAGAUCUUCUAAUGUUCCAGUCACAGAGAAAGGAUUAUUCCAAUGGUUGUUGAAUGCUAAACGCGAAUGUCUCCCCCGGGAACUUCAGAAUAGAGGAAUAUUUCCAGAUAUAGAUUCUAUCAUCCGGAAUAAGGAUGUACCGACUGUUCGAUUGUGGGUGGCCUAUAUGUUAGAAAAAUUCCGUUUCCGGCGUUUAUUUGGUUGGAGAAUGGUCGAUUUUCUCAGAGAGGCGGGUAUGAUAAUUUCCAUCAUAGAUCCCAUUCCUAAGUCUGAAGAAAAUGUUGUAUCAUUAUCUCAAGCCGUGAAGGCGAAUUCCUCUAUCGUUAAAGCAGAGGAGAUAUCAGAUGUAUCCAAUGCCACUAUUGUCGAUCGUGAGACUGCCGAAUUUCUAGAGAACAAGUCAAGAAAAACUUUAGAAGAAAUGCGAUCUCUAGAUCGGCAUCAUAUUGUGGAAUGUUAUGAGAUUUUGCCUGAAUCAUUGACCGAGAAUUUCAUCUCCAAGUAUGGGAAUUACAAUCACAUGAAAUGGUUUAGGGCUUAUAAGCAAUUACGAGAUGCUGGUACUAACAAUGAAACGGCCGUUGAGGCUAUAUCCUGUAAAGAUUACAGAGAUGAUAGGCUCACAACUGCAACCCGGGCUGAUAAGCAUCGAAUUUGUCUGGAGUUGCUAAGAAAUUGUACACCCGUUAAAGAUAUUGACGAUAGGACACGUUAUAAAGCUAAUGAUGUUAAAACACGCAUGGAAUCUCCUGAUUCGAUAUCAUAUCUCCAGGAUUUAGUCUUUAAAAUGGCUCGAGUUUUUGAUAAUACAGAUGCAUUGCGCAGUGCUAAAAAAUUGGGAUUAAAAACAGUUCGAGCAAAACUUGGUUUAUUAAAUGCAUCACUUUACGCAACUUAUGGAUUAAAAUUUAAGGCUAUAGAUAAGAAUCUCAAAUAUUACCAUCUGGUUGGGUCAUUUGAUAGCAAAGAUGCUCCUGAGUUACCUUCAUACCAAACAGGAAGGGAAAUUUAUUGGGAAAAUGGGAAAGAUACUCGAUAUGGGUAUAGUAAACUCCCACCCGAUGAAUUAUUGAUGGAAAAUCUUUUGGAAAAUAAGCAGACUAAAGAUAGUUCCAGUUCUAAUGUGAACAAUAUGUCAAUUGCGAAUGAUAUUCAAGACUUAUUUGAUAUUGCUAGUAUUUUUUUGCUCACUCCUCAGCAGAGAAUUCAGAGAGAAUUCUGGACUGAAGGGCCUCAGCCACAUACUUCUGCCUCAUCCGUGCCUAUAACACCCGGUGGGGUCACAGCACUUAUUUCCACAAAUAGUGUUAUCCUUCUUGAUAUGUGCGCAAGUAAAGCGAGCCAUGAAAAUAAAUUAUCUUUUCAUACUAACGCUAUGGAUACAUUAGACCAGCCGACAGAAGCCUACAAAAAAAUCUAUAAUCCCAAAUCUAAUCGCAUGAUCAUUAUAAAUGGGCCAGCGUAUCGUAAAAUAUUAUGUGAUGGUUAUAUGCAUUGGAAAGAAGAAAGGCUUUUAAUCCCGCUUUUACAUGAAUUGCCGAUAUUAAGAAGUUAUCUUUCUUUCAUUUCAUAUCGUGUCUGGAACAUUGUAUCGGAAAGAAGUUUACUAGCAGUGGUUAACGAAAAAAUAAGCCUAUUGCAGAUUUUACUCAAAGCUAAUUGGCACGAUUUUACUUUAUGUCAACUAUUAAAAUUAUGCUGGGAGCGUGAAGAGACGAAAGCUUGGAGGAAUAACGUACUCAUGAUAUUCCUCUAUCACCCGAAUUUUGCUCCUUCAAAGUAUAGGCCAAGUGCUUUAUAUGAUGCAUUCACCAAGACAAAUGUUUUAGGACUGGAACAUAUAUUAGCUCUAGCGCGUGCACUUUACUAA
Messenger RNA from Rhizophagus irregularis DAOM 181602=DAOM 197198, 4320 nucleotides. Lineage: Eukaryota; Fungi; Glomeromycota; Glomeromycetes; Glomerales; Glomeraceae. The record is from RefSeq and is a predicted model, not a curated record.